CUCCCCUGGCCCCGGCCCGGCCCGGGGGAGGGGGCUCGCGUCUCCUCUUUCCGCCCGCGUCCAGCCGCAGCCGCAGGCGCUGUCCCGCCAGCUGAUGCCCGGAUGACUCGCGGGUGAUAUUUGUACAAGUGCUUCAAGUUUGUUUCUACAAGAUGUGUUCCACAAACCCAGCAAACUGGGUCACUUUUGAUGAUGAACCCCUCUUCCCAUCUCCUCCAAAAUCAGUUGAAAAUAAUAAAGCAAAUGGUCUCAAGCUCAAUCUUCCUAAUGUGCAUGAAUCUUCCAGUAGGUCAUCUUCUACGGGCAGCACUCCACUUUCUUCUCCUAUGGUUGACUUUUAUUUCAGUCCGGGACCUCCUAGUAACUCUCCACUUUCUACACCUACCAGAGACUAUCCAGGAAUUCCCUGCAUUCCCAAAUCAGGGGUUCAUAUACUUUAUCCCAUUCCUGAAUUCUCAUCAAAUAUUAACCUUCUCCCACCUCCUGGAAUCUGCUCUUCUCAAAAACUGGGCAGUAUGCCUUUGAACACUGCAGCUAAUGAUAAUCCAUCUAAGCUUUUGGUCUCCAAGUCAACAGCCACAGAUGAAGUAAAUCCUACUUGGAAAGAAAGCUGUAAUAAGUUAGAAGAGCCUUUGGAAUCUGACUGCUUCCAGAGUGACCAUGCUUUCUUGAGCCCCUUUUGGAAAGAAGGGUGUUUGCCCAGCAUUUCUACGUCUCAUGCUAAUACACAAAGCCAUAUUUGCCACGAUCAGAAAAGCCUCAAUCAGGGUUCAUUCAACUAUAUCUGUGAAAGGCUUGAACAUCUUCAAACUGAUGCUCAGGCGAUGGGACGUCUGUCUGUCUCUAGCACACAUGCAUGGUGUCAUCCCUGUUCGGUCAUUCCACACAGUCUGUUCAGGAAUCAGAAGAAGGAGGGUUGGCCUUUCAUGCUGAGAAUUCCUGAAAAGAAAAACAGGAUGUCAUCUCGGCAGUGGGGCCCUAUUUACCUUAAAGUUUUACCUGGGGGCAUUUUACAAAUGUACUAUGAAGAGGGCCUUGAAAAACCUUUCAAAGAAUUCCAGCUACAACCCCACUGUAAACUCUCAGAGCCCAAGCUAGAAAACUGUAGUAUUUCAGGAAAAAUCCAUACAGUGAAGAUUGAGCAUGUGUCUUAUAUAGAGAAAAGAAAAUACCAUCCCAAAGUAGAAGUGGUCCAUGAACCAGAGACUGAACAGAUGCUGAAGUUAGGAACUACAGAGUUUAAUGACUUAACCGACUUCCUUGUGACAGUUGAGGAAGAGCUGAUGAAGCUUCCUGCCCUUUCUAAACAAAAGAGAAAUUAUGAGGAACAAGAAAUAAUAUUAGAAAUAGUAGACAACUUUUGGGGGAAAAUUACUAAAGCAGAAGGAAAACUUGUAGAAAGUGCUGUCAUCACACACAUUUAUUGUCUAUCCUUUGUGAAUGGAAGUACCGAAUGCUUUUUAACUUUAAAUGAUCAAGAGCUCCAGAAGAGAGAUGAAUGUUAUUUUGAGAAAGACCUGGAAAAGAAAUGGAUUGAUAUUCUUGACUACCAUUUCCAUAAGUGUGUCAAAACACAUGAAUUUGAGCAAACAAGAGUUAUUAAGUUUACACCCCCAGACGCUUGUAGGUUAGAACUGAUGCGUUUCAAGACUCUGUAUAAUGGAGAAGACCUUCCGUUUUCUGUGAAGGCUGCCGUAGUUGUUCAGGGAGCAUAUAUAGAGCUUCAGGCUUUUGUAAACAUGUCCUCGACUGCUCUGAUUCCAACCCGCUUGCAUUCCAUGAAAUACUGUGAAAAUGUCAUGAUACAUUUUCCGGUUCCUGCACAGUGGAUCAAAGCACUUUGGACUAUGAAUCUCCAAAGGCAGAAGUCUCUGAAAGCCAAAAUGAACAGAAGAACAUGCCUUGGUUCUUUACAUGAAAUUGAGUCUGAUCCUGUAAUACAAGUCUCAAUUGGAACAGCAAAAUAUGAAAGUGCCUAUAGGGCUGUUGUGUGGAAGAUAGACAGACUUCCAGAUAAAAACUCAAGUCCAGAUCAUCCACACAGUCUGUCUUACAAACUAGAACUUGGAUCAGACCAGGAAAUUCCUUUGGACUGGUAUCCAUUUGCUACUGUACAGUUUGUCAUACAUGAUGCGUGUGCCUCAGGGACUGAAGUGAAAUCACUGGGCAUAGAGAGUGAUGUUCAGCCACAGAAACAUGUGAUUCAGAAAGCUUGCUACAACUGCCAGGUUGAAAUUGAAAAGAAGUGGAUUAGGCUUGAUGGUGAAGACCCAGAUAAGGCUGGCAACUGCCUUAUGCAGUAGGAGAAGAUGAGAAGCUCUCUCCUGUAUUGUUAGAUGUUCUUUAAUCAUGCAAACAGUAGGGGGAAAUAUUAGUGGGGGUUGUAGUAAACAUUAGUAAACAUCACUAGCAAAAAGUACAAUGACCAAGUUUGAGAGAGAUGCAGCAGUUGAAAUCCAGUAUUUGCAAUUUUUGUAACAUCUUUGGGUCCAGUCCUGAAAAACUGUUAUUCAUUUAAUGAGCCCUCAUGCAAGCAACCACUCUGCAGUGAGAAUGCUGAUGUGAAUGAGGACUGCUGGUACAGCUCUAGGUUUGCUGGACAUGAGCCCUUUGAAAACUAAUUGUAAUAGACAUCUGAAGAAAAUAUCCGUUGCUUAGUUUGCAACAUGGAGUGUGAGACCUUUCCUAAGAUGGCACUGUUAUAAAGGAGUUUGCAUCAGUUGGGUAUAUGGGGCCAGAUCCUAUUCCACCUAUUGGGCAUCCAGAUAUCUGGAUCAGUGCAAUUUUAUUCCACCCUGCUCAGUGCAAUUUUAUUCCACCCUGCUCAGAUCUUUGAAAAAACUCAGUAUCACAUUGAUUUCUGUCCAUCUUAGCCUUUAAGGCAAUGUCACAAAAACUGACAAGGGAAAGGCCCAACCUACCAUUUGCAUUAAGAAUUUUCUAUGGAGUUGAAAAGGGUCUCACAGGAUCCACAUAGACCCAUACUUGCGUAAGUGCCUCUGAGAUCCAUAGUUGGUACAAUAUGACCCCACGGCAUUUAGCAAUAAAAGCAUUCCAGGUACCACACAUACAGCAUCUGUACAGGACUUGACAAAACUAGUUGCAUAUCUGAGUGCACACUGCAAGCAUGGUCUUGUAUUCCUCCCCUUACUGUUCCCUUCCAUGUUUGUGAACAGCUCAAGCUUAGAAUUAUUUUCUAUAAAGAGCCUGUAUUAAUGCAUAGGACGUGGGUGACUUAAGUGGUUGGAUAAGUAAACCUCCUCAGGACUAACAUUCCUAAUUUUCUCUCUUCUGUGGCUAUAAAUGCUACUUUUGUGGUAUACUCUAGCAUUAUUCAUUGCAAAGUCUUGGGCAGUGUACCUGAUUGAAAUUCCCAUGCUCAGACAAGGCAAAUUUAUUUCAGAACUAACAGACCAAACUAAGGUCUGGGUCCUCUGCUAGUGGAAAAGAGCAUAGCCCCAUUAGGUUCGGUGAAGUUAUGCUGAUUUAUGCUAGCAGCAGGAUGUGGCUUUUGAAUUGAGAAGGUGGCUAAUCGUUACCAGUUGUUUGUGUUCUUUUGGAUCUCCUUCAAGAUUUGAGUACCAGAUGUUAGUUUGAAAGUAGAGCCUGUUUUGCAUCACUGCCUUGACAAACUGUUACAGGGGACAUAAACAUACACAGAAAGUGAGAUUUUUCUUUAUGCUGCCAGCUAUAAAGACAUUUUCUACAGUUAAAAAGAAGCAGCAACAGGAAGACUUCCAUACCUAAUAAUGCAAGAAAACAUGUUUUAAUGCUUCAAAGGCCAGUGUCAGCAUGAGAAGUGACCGGGUGCUUAGAAGUUUAAACAAGUUUUUAAUGUAUUAAUGAAUUUGGGAGGUGUCUUCCAGUUUUCCCUCAUUGUUUGCCUCUUUUUGGAGCCAUCUGCUUGCUACAUGGAGAGAUCAAAAGAGAAUAUGAUGAGUUCAGAAAGUUAUGUUGAUAUUUUUUGCUACAGUUAUGCAAAAAUUAUCCUUCCUUCAAACCCAAAUCCUUUGAGAACAAAAAUAUAAUAAUGCACUAAAUCUCACUUUAUAUUGUGUCACAACUAUAGCUGUUUAUAUGGGCAUUCACUACAAAUUUAGAUAAAUGUUAUUCCCCCAAAGUAGAAAUACUCAAGAUAGGUUUAAAAAAAACUAUUAGUCUGGAAACAAGGCCAUAUCAUGAGCCUCAUUCAACACAGUAAAGUGUUUUUUCCCCCAGGUGAAAGCACAUAAUGAAAUGGAUAAUAUAUUUUAAAUUCUGUGUACUUCAUAGCCAAAGUCCAUAUUGUUUAUGAUGAUAUUUUUGUUUAUAUGUUCCUUAUUGGAACAUUGUUUUAUGAUAAAAGCCCUAUAGUGAAAUAGUAUUACAAACUAGAUUUCAGAUGCUGCAUCUUUUGUGCAUGUUUUGACUGGAGACGCAAUUAACACCUUCAACUUUGUUCAUGUUUAAAUAUAAUUAAUCCAUUUGUUUAUUUGUAUUUACUUGUGGUGCAUUUAGUUAUUUGCUGAAUGAAAUGGUACUCUAGGAAAACAUCAAUUUCCUUAGCAUUAAUUUAAGCAGGAAUCUGGAGUUCACUUUGAAUUAGCAUAACCAUUCUCCCAUUAACCUUUCCCUAUUCAGUAAAGAAGAUGAAGCAAAACACUCUUCGCCUAGGUUGGUAGCAUGGCUCCCUCCAUAAGCCAUUCUCUUGUAUGAAGGAAAUCAAGGUUCUAUUCUGAUAUCGAAGUGGCCAUGUCAACUUCCAGUUCAAAGCACUGUAGGUACCCAAAGUGUCUAAGAGCACGCCUUGUUCCAUAUGGUCCCAUCUUCUACUUGUGCAGUGAAAUUCUGCAGUCCUGCUUUUGUUCCCUGAAUUCUUCCUUUAUCUCUCUGCUUUCUUCCUUGGCUUUCAGCGUGCAGUCCUUGGUACUAUCAUAGACCAUCUUCUGCAGUCAUGAUGGAUUUGUUGGCUCUGCCAUUUGCCUGCUGCUGCCUAUGAUUUGUCUUUCAGGUCAGGGAUAGCACUUUAAAAUCUUGCAUCCUGAUCUCUCAAAAUAUGACAUAUACAUUUACCUGGUCUGAGUUGCUUGCAGCCAUUCCACAAUUUUCCUGCUCGGCAGGUGAGUCCACCUGGAGAGUUCUGUUUCAUGUUAUGCACUCAGUGUUUUUUCAGCUAUCUAAGUGGCAUUUUUGGCACUUGCACGGCUACUGAGCAUGCAUGAUGAGCUAUGCCCUGGACAGACAGCUAUGCAGGUAUGUACGUCUAUACUUGAGUAAGUCCUGAAAAAACAGGAGGACUCUUCUGUGCUUUAGCUCCAGUAGGUAAGUGGUUAGGGCAUUCCCCCAGGAAGUGGGAGACCUAGGGAUGUCCUCGGGCCCCCUCACCCAAAGGGAAUAUUAACUUACAUCUUUCUGACUUCCCAGCAUAGUAUUCUAACCACCAUAGAUCAGGCGUUAUCCAGUGGUCCCUCCUUCACUGCUUCUGAAGCUGAGUCACUGCAUGUAAUAGUCUUUGGAUGGAGAGCAGUGCGGAAGUUUCUGCCUCAUUGGAACAAGGCUCCAGGCUAGAAUCCAGGACCUGUUCCCUUCCAAGGCAGCAGUCUUUACCUUACUGUGUUCCUCUUGGACCCACAUACCUCCCAUCUCUUGGUUGCCCAAGGGACAAAAUUCAAAAGGAAUGCUGGAGACAGGACUGGAUAAUGCCUUUCCCAUGUCCUGGUUGUUGGAGCACUGUGCUGGCAAGUCACAGAGAUUCACAUUCAAGCCCUCAGUGGGGUCUGGGACCUAGAACUUGCAUUUCCCAGGCAGGUAUCCUAACCAGUCAGCUCUUAGAACUAACACCUGUGAGGGCACCCCUUCUCCGGCAUCUAACACAUACUAAUCACGGGGUUUUGCCAGGUAGAAUUUUGUGACUUAACAUCUAUCAUUUGCGUGUAUACAUCUAUGUAGUGACCUAGCGCCAGUGAAUAGUUUACUGCAUUUGCUGUGUAGCCACAGGGAUGUUAUGCAUCUACACUGUAUGGGUAAUAGAAUUACAUCCUAUGUGUAAGUGCCAAAAAUGUCGCUUACCAGGCUGGCAAAUAGGAUGGCCAUCAUAGAGGACAGUUCAGUCAUCCUCUGUUCUCUAUUGAUAUGAAACCUGACACCUUUAUGUCCUCUGUUUUUCUCUUGAAAAACAGAGGACAUAAAGUUGUUGGGUUUCGUAUCAAUAGAGGACAGAGUAGCAGAAAACCAGAAUGUCCUCUAUGAUGGCCACCUUACUAGCAAACUGUCAUUUGGAUUGGCAAAGUAAAAAAGAAUUUGGCCCCUUGUCUGUAUUGUACUCUAAAUGAAAACUGGAUCCUACAUUUCUUGUGAAUCCACUCAAAAAAAGAAGUCAGUCCACAGUCCUGUGCACCAAGUAGAAUUUUGGCUCUACAGGUGACACCUGCAAGUCUGUCCAUUAUCUUCAAGAGGGGUUGGAUUGGGAUCUUGGUUAGCUUAUUCCAAAGAAUUAUUUCUACACUGAAGACACUUGGUUUGUUCCAUGCAAAGAUAUCCAUUUGUAAGUCCUCAUAAUUAAUCAAGCCAAAGGCAGAAUUAAUUAUUCUACACUAGGGCUGUCCGGUUUUGGUGCAUACCAUGUGGGUCACAAUGUCAGGUCAGCCCAUCCCCAGGAUCCCUCCUUGUUUCAUGGACUGUGCUUACAACACAUGAUGUCCUCCCCCCCCGCACCUCCCAGACAGGGCUGGUGGCAUGUGGCACCCUGGCCUCUGGACUAUGUCAGCAGCACAUGGCUCUCCAUUGCAUAGGAUGCACCAGAGACAAAAGACUCCCUCCCUGCAUCAUGUGGCAGGGAGGGGGAGAGGCCAUUUGAGGAGGGGAGGAGAGGGGGAACUCUUGCUCCAAACCCUCAGCAGCUGUUAUGUUCUGGUAACUAUGUGUGGACAAGACGUAUAAUUUAGAUUGAUUCUGUCUCAGGCUUUUUGAAUGUCUGUACCUAGCCCUGGGGUUAAAAUUGGAGCAGUUUUGCUACAUUUGUAUGGCUUCUGGCUUAGACAUCCAUAACUAUUAGUAUGUAACAGCACACUCCCAAUCCACAGCUACACUUUUGAAAUGGUCCUCAUUUGAAAGGGCUCAAAAUAUAUGUGCGUCCAGAUCCAGUAUCGUGUGGUAAAACCAGCACAGCACUGAUUGCCCUGUGCUUACAUCCAGCCAGUGCUUUUAGGCAUGUACAUUUAUCCAAUUACACUGGUCACUUAAAAUGUCAGUGUAUAGUCACACUUACUAAUAAGCAGUGUUACAGAUACUACAUUUAUUCCUAUUGUUCCUUUGCUAAAUGACUACUGCAUAGUUCUGGAGGGUUCGAAGUCAGUUUUACAUUUGCAUCAGAAAUCAUUGUGGUCAGUAAGAUGCUAUUUGAAUUAAUUACAAAAUGUAUCACUUGUCCUGUUUGCUAAGAAGAAGUAAAGAACUAUUUCCUUUUACUGAACUUUUUCAGGUUAACUCAGACUAUUACAAUAUGAUUGUUCUGACCUGAAAGUUGAAUUUAUUCAAGCUCCCACUGAAACCAGUGGAAGUCUUUAAAUUUACAAAAUGUGAUUUCCAUCAAGGACUCUAAAAAUGAGAAGCAGCAAAAUAAUUAGUAGUGAUGGACGAAGCAAAGUACCAUAAAAUAUUUGCGACCCCUGUAAAUAACUGGCCUGUGAUGCUUGCUUGUUUCAAUUAGAAAUGAGAACAAAAGAGAGAAAACAGCUUUGGAAACCCUGCAAUGAUAUCUAGAUAAUUCUCUGCCUACCAUAUGUAUGGCCAUGCUAGAGAAGGACCACCACAUUUACUCAAGUAAUAGCUGUGGUACUCAAGUAAAAGAAAUCCUGCUGUGGUAAACUGGGGUGAAACCACUGCAUGUUUCCUAGAGAAAUAUGGAGGAAAUGGCAGCACUAGAUGAAAGUUGUAAUUCUGUGCUUGAACAUGUAGCUGUACUUUCUCAUCUUGCACAAUCUUACAGACAAGAUUGAAUGCAGAGCAGAAAGAAAGUACUGUGGUAUCCUGUGUGUGUGUUCCAUUCUUCAAAUUGUAUGUUUCAAGAAACAGACCUUAUUUUAAAAUCUGUUUCUUUAGAAAUUUGGUUGAGAUCAUUACAAGUGUUAAAUGUUUUUUAAAAUGUUGAGGCAAUAUUCAUGAGCGCUGCCAUUACACAAACAGAGCUAUUACAUGAGUAAGUAUGGUAAGUUAGUGCAUUUCAUUGAGCUAGUGCAAAGAUGCUGUUAUCUUUAUGUUCUUGGCUUGUUUCUAGAUUAUAAAACAUUAGCUCUUCAAAGAUGAUUAGCAUUUGAAGGAAAAAAUGCUUUCAGAUGUUCUUUUUAGUUAAACUUGACAAAACCCACUUUUUAAUUAAAGUACCAAUUUCUGUGUAACAAUUUUACGUCUAUUUGUCUUUUUUGGCCAAAAGCUAUACCUAGCUACUGAAGUUAGUAGUAUUUAGCAGUCAUUUUGAUAUUUUUAAAAUAACUCUGAAUUGAUACUCUUCAUCUUAAUUCAAGGUAUCAUUUUAUGUUGUGUCAGUACAAACAGAUCAUGCUGAUAAUCUUAUAACAAAAUUCUGCAGAUUGCAUAUUGAUUUAAAAAAAAUUAAAGUUGUAUUUCAGACUAUCA
Alligator mississippiensis (American alligator) is the source of this 8613-nucleotide messenger RNA. RefSeq names its product stonin 1 (gene STON1). Gene Ontology annotation, cellular component: synaptic vesicle; AP-2 adaptor complex. The record is from RefSeq and is a predicted model, not a curated record. NCBI's taxonomy places the organism in Eukaryota, Metazoa, Chordata, Crocodylia, Alligatoridae. Gene Ontology annotation, molecular function: clathrin-cargo adaptor activity. The coding region runs from base 153 to 2303 and encodes 716 amino acids. The transcript is spliced from 4 exons. Gene Ontology annotation, biological process: regulation of endocytosis; clathrin-dependent endocytosis; synaptic vesicle endocytosis.